CAUGAAGGUGCUUCGGUGAGGGAGUGCUUGAAGAGCAACUUCUUUUUUUGACUCCUCCUUUCUGUUGCAAUCAUUGCUUGCUUGACAGGCCCAGACGGAAUUACAUCACUUCCUAAAACCCAUCAAAGAGAGUCCAUCUCCUCAAGAAAUGCAGCUCAGAUGCACCCCGGCAGGAAACAGGAAAUGUAAAUGUUUGGGUGAAGCAGGGAGCCAGCCAAAGCGCCCCUCAGGUGGGAGCACCGCCAAGGUAACAUGCGAAAGCAAAACCUCAUCGUGCUGCUUUCUGCCCUGUCACUGGCUGGAGGAUCUGCUGGGAAUGGCUUUGAAAACGAUGGUUCAGGAGAUGGAUCACCAAUAUUACCCACUGUUACAGUAACGCCUCCUGCUACACGUUCUUCAACUGCAGAUGACCAUGAGCCAGUACUUGGCACUGCAGGCGCUACUGAAAGCGGCCCUGAAGGAAGAAGUACUCCAAGUACUGAACUGGAUACCGUAAACGAUCAAGACAGCCUAGAAGCAGCAGAACAGUCUAUCUUGAUAUACGUUGUCCCUGUCGUGCUGCUGGUCCUGUUGAUUUUGCUCAUCAUAUCUUUUGUAAUACAUCAUAAAAGGAAAAAGUCUAAGCAAGAUGAGCUGGGAAGCGAAAAUGUGAAAAGUCCUAUUUUUGAAGAAGACACACCCUCUGUUAUGGAGAUAGAAAUGGAAGAGCUUGACAAAUGGAUGAACAGCAUGAACAAAAACGCUGACUGUGAAUGCUUGCCUACUGUAAGAGAAGAAGAAAAAGAAUCCAUUGCCAACCCAAGAAUGCAACUUGUUCCAAAACUUCUUUUCAGAUGAUGGUGAAUCAUGAAGUCACAAUAGCAAAGAACUGGUUAAAAUGAAGCAGUGCACAAGCUAACUAUCCUCCAGAUAUUGGAUGGACUGGAUUUACAUAGAAUUCAUCUCAAAAGGCCGGAGAAGCAAAAGCUUUUGUUGUGUUCUGCUACAUAGUCUUCAGAAAGGAAACAUCACCAAAGGGAAGGAAAUAGAAAAAGGAAGAGGACUAUAGUAAGAUCAGGGGCUGAUUUAAAUUCCUUCUGCAAUGAGAAUCAUCUCACAUCAAGAGAAGCCUUUUCUCCUCCUAAAAGUUCUCAAAAUAGUUCCUGUUUCUGUCUAGUCCUUCAGUUGUGUAUUGUGUGGCACUUAAAACCACUUCUGUUCCAAGUUUGGUGGGUUUGUUUUGUUUUGUUUUUUUUUUUUUUUGUGGGUUAUUGUUUUUAUAUAUAAAUAGCAGCCAUAAUUCUGGACUGCCCUGGUUUGGUGGAUGUGAUGCUCAUCCCUAUGCAAUGUUUGGUUUUCAAUUUUCUGUUCGGUACUGGUGCACUGAUUUGCACAGGGCAUCUGCUGGGGAGGUGCUAGACUAGGACUGACAGACCAACUCUGAGAACAGAGCAGCUGAAAAGACUCUCAAAGGAUUUGCCACAGGUGACUGCAGCCCAGUGAGGGCAUGGUUUGUGUAGCAUGCUUUUUGGUUUUCAAAUUAAAAGCAUUGGAGAAGUGAAAAAUA
Messenger RNA from Pezoporus occidentalis (night parrot), 1546 nucleotides. RefSeq names its product transmembrane protein 154 (gene TMEM154). The transcript has 7 exons. Lineage: Eukaryota; Metazoa; Chordata; Aves; Psittaciformes; Psittacidae. Bases 253 to 837 code for a protein of 194 amino acids. The record is from RefSeq and is a predicted model, not a curated record.